UGCGGGGCGGCCGGGCCGGGAGCGAGCGGGGCCGGCCAGCCCUGCCUGCUUUAUAGAAUAUUUUUCAUCGCUUGGAUGCUUCAUUUUGAGGCAGUGACCCGAGCAGGAGCUGAGCUGGUCCCUUGGUUCAGUUUUGGGGCUGGGGACACAGCCCAGGUGUGCAGGAGGAGCAGGCACCCUCUCCCCCCGAGUCCCACCCAGGCCGAUGUCCCCGCUCUGAGCACACCCAGAGCGUCCCCUCGGGGCCCGGCUGCGGGGCACGAUGAGGAUCGUGGUGGCCAAGGUGCUGUGCCUGCUGGGCAUCUGCGUGCUGCUGCUGGCCGGGGCGCUGCUGCCCGUGCGCCUCAUCGAGGCCGACCACGAGAAGGCUCAGCGCUCCCGCCGCCUGCUGGCGCUCUGGAACUCCUUCGGGGGCGGCGUCUUCCUGGCCACGUGCUUCAACGCGCUGCUGCCCGCCGUCCGGGGCAAGCUCGAUGAGGUGCUCAGGCAGAACAACGUGAGCACGGACUACCCGGUGGCCGAGACCAUCAUGAUGGUCGGCUUCUUCCUUUCCGUCUUCGUGGACCAGCUCUUCCUGAGCCUGCAGAAGGAGAAGCCGUCCUUCAUCGACCUGGAGACGUUCAACGCGGGCUCGGACGCGGGCAGCGACUCGGAGUACGAGAGCCCCUUCAUGGCGGCGCCGCGCGGGCGCGCGCCCUACGGCGAGCACGGCCUGCACCCGCCCGGCCUGCACCUCCCCGAGCUGGCGCGCUGCGGGCCCCGCCGCCUGCUGGGGCUGGUCUUUGCCCUCUGCACCCACUCCAUCUUCGAGGGCUUGGCGCUGGGCCUGCAGGAGGACGGCAGCAGAGUGGUCAGUCUGUUCCUGGGAGUGGCCGUGCACGAAACGCUGGUGGCCGUGGCUUUGGGCAUCAGCAUGGCCAAGGCGUCGCUGGCGCUGAGGGACGCGGCCAAGCUGGCGGUGGCCGUGUGCCUGAUGAUCCCGCUGGGCAUCGGGGUGGGCAUGGGCAUCGAGAGCAGCCGCAGCGCCGCGGGCGGCAUCGCCUCCCUGCUGCUGCAGGGCGUCGCCGGCGGCACCUUCCUCUUCGUCACCUUCUUCGAGAUCCUGGCCAAGGAGCUGGAGGAUAAAAGCCACCGGCUGCUCAAGGUGCUGUGCUUGGUGCUGGGUUACGCCGCGCUGGCCGGGCUGGUGCUCGUGCCGUGGUGAGCCGGGAGCCUCAGGAAGCCAAAGGAGCAAAACCUCACCUCUCCCCUCCCACGGCGCCGGGAGGAGCCGCCCCUUUCACCGCUGGAACAGCCCAAGCCGGGCGGAGUUUCCGUGAUGACCUGCAGGAGGAGAAAUCUCUUCCCGUGUGCUCAGAGUGAGGAAUAUCCCGAGGGAUUGUCCCUGCCCGAGCGGCUGCAGGGAUUAGCGGACACAAACGUUGAGGAUCUGGGUAAAUUCUGCUCCCAAGAGCUCCUGGAAUGUGUGUGUGCCUCCCUCCCUCCCUUCGGCCACGCUCCGGAGGCUCCGAGGAGGAGCUGAGGAACAGCCAGGAGUGGAGGCAGAGCAGGAAUUGCCAGGCUGCACUAAGCUGCUUUCGCUGGCUUAGUUGGGAGUAAAACCUGGUUGUAAGAGCUGCCAAAAAUAACAUCCCUGUGGGGCUCUGGCCUUCCAGGCCCUGCUGCCUCCACACAGCUUCCAGUGCCCCACCUGGGGCUGGGGGAGCUCAGCUUUUCCAGGGAUUCAUGGAAGAAAUGAGGCCGGGCCCCUCUACCCUGCUUCCUUCUCAGUGUUGUGCCCAUAGGCUGAGCAUUCCCUAAGGAAAACCUCUGAAAAUCAGAGGAUGAAUCCCAGCAUGGUUUGAGCUGGGGAGGACCUUAAAGCCUGUCCAGUGCCAUGGGCAGGGACACCUUCCACUGUGCCAGGGUGCUCCAAGCCCUGUCCAGCCUGGCCUUGGACACUUCCAGGGAUGCAGCAGAUCCUCACCUUAUCCAGAGCCUGGAAUCCAUGAGCUUGCAGGAAACGGGCAGUAACAAUUCCCAGCACUGAUAUUUUGGGACAAACUCUUUGUGUUUUCAGUGCUGUGCAGUCAGGAGCGCUGAGCUGCUCCCAUCAGGGGCUGCUCCAAGGCAAAUCCAGGUUUCCAAAGGAAUGGAAUGAUGCUGAGAGGAGUGGAGAUGAUGCUGAGAGCCACGAGGAGCCCCUGGGAAGCUCCUGAUCCCGCUGGAUUUGCCUUUGGGAGCGAGGAGCUGGGAUCAGAGGCUGGAGCUGGGAAUGUGCUUCCCCCAGCUGUGAAACAGCCUGGCUGUGUUUUGGGGCAAACUCUGGGUUUUCAGUGCUCUGCAAUCAGAGGGGCUGCUCCAAGGCUUUUCCAGGUUUCCAAAGGAAUGGAAUGAUGCUGAGAGGAGUGGAGAGCCACGAGGAGCCCCUGGGAAGCUCCUGAUCCUGCUGGAUUUGCCUUUGGGAGCGAGGAGCUGGGAUCAGAGGCUGGAGCUGGGACUGUGCUCCCUCCCAGCUGUGAAACAGCCUGGCUGUGUUUUGGGGCAAACUCUGGGUUUUCAGUGCUCUGCAAUCAGGGGGGCUGAGCUGCUCCCAUCAGGGGCUGCUCCAAGGCAAAUCCAGGUUUCCAAAGGAAUGGAAUCACCUCCCUUCUGGUGGUGAUUGGAGAUGAUGCUGAGAGCCACAAGGAGCCCCUGGGAAGCUCCUGAUCCCGCUGGAUUUGCCUUUGGGAACAAGGAGCUGGGAUCAGAGGCUGGAGCUGGGACUGUGCUCCCUCCCAGCUGUGAAACAGCCUGGCUGUGUUUUGGGGCAAACUCUUUGUGUUUUCAGUGCUCUGCAAUCAGAGGGGCUGCUCCAAGGCUUUUCCAGGUUUCCAAAGGAAUGGAAUCUCUGCAAUCAGGGGGGCUGAGCUGCUCCCAUCAGGGGCUGCUCCAAGGCUUUUCCAGGUUUCCAAAGGAAUGGAAUCACCUCCCUUGGGGUGGUGAUUGGAGAUGAUGCUGAGAGGACGAGGAGCCCCUGAUCCUGCUGGAUUUGCCUUUGGGAGCGAGGAGCUGGGAUCAGAGGCUGGAGCUGGGCCUGUGCUCCCUCCCAGCUGUGAAACACAGCCUGGCUCAGGCAGGGGCUGCAUUUUAAUUACCCGGAGCUUUGGCUGCUGCAGCAGCCGGGCCGGGCCCUGGGAGCGCUGAUGGAAUUGUGGGGAUGGCGCAGCGCCGGCAGCGGGAAGGAGGCGCGGAGCCUCCGCGGUGGCCCAGCUGCAGCAUAUGGAGGCAGCUGAGCAUCAUCUGACAGAUCCUGGGGCUCGUUAGUUUAAUUGCUGCAACAUCCCCGAGUCAAUUAAUCUUCCUUUGAAAACCUGGAGUGGAAAGGGGGGGGUGUGGAGGGAGGUUAUUUUGGGCCUGGCAUGACACAAAGCAGCAGGAUGAGAGGAGAACGUGAUUUGCCUCGGCGUGGUGAAGCCUCGGGGCUGUUUCACCUCUCUCCUAGGGGGAGGUGACACGGUGCUGAGUGUCCCCUGUUGGGCUGUCACCUCCCUUCCACACCCUCCUCCUGCUGCGCUUUGGGAUGGGGGGCUGUGAAGUGCCAGGGGGUGCUGAGCUCCCCCAUCCUCAUCCCGCUGCCACAGGGUGGAGGAGGAGGAAGAGGAGGAGGCCCUGCUGCUCCCAAUAAAUUCCCUGCCCUUCUC
Zonotrichia leucophrys gambelii is the source of this 3662-nucleotide messenger RNA. It is a transcript of the gene SLC39A3, whose product is annotated as solute carrier family 39 member 3. Gene Ontology annotation, biological process: zinc ion transmembrane transport. The record is from RefSeq and is a predicted model, not a curated record. Bases 263 to 1204 code for a protein of 313 amino acids. Gene Ontology annotation, cellular component: plasma membrane. Gene Ontology annotation, molecular function: zinc ion transmembrane transporter activity. The transcript has 5 exons. Lineage: Eukaryota; Metazoa; Chordata; Aves; Passeriformes; Passerellidae.